GGACGCCAGGAAACCGCAGAUGAGAAGGGGCGGGUGAAGCCCCGGGGUCCGCGGCCUCGGCCGGCCCAGCCCGCUGCAUUUCAACUCUAUGGCCGGUCGCGAGCUAACAGGACGUGGGCCGAAGGGGGAUGUGAGGGCAGAGGGGGCGGGGCCUCCGCAGACCGAGCCCCGACCGCGGCGUCUCUAUGGUACAAACGCGAGGAAACCGGAAAUGGUCCGAAGGGGCGGUGAGGCCGUGGAGGGGGCGGGGCCUUCGUCACCGCCUCCGCAGUGACCGAGGCGCGAUGGCGGCUACCGAGGGGGUCGGGGAGCCGGGCCAGCCCGAGCAGCCGCCUCCCCAGCCGCACCCGCCGCCGUCCCUGCAGCCGCCGGAAGAAGAGAUGGCGGCGGAGGUGGAGGAAGCAAUGGCGUCUCCUAUGGACGACGGCUUUCUGAGUCUGGACUCGCCCACCUAUGUCUUGUACAGGGACAGAGCAGAAUGGGCAGAUGUAGAUCCAGUACCGCAGAAUGAUGGUCCCAAUCCAGUGGUCCAGAUCAUCUAUAGUGAGAAAUUUAGAGAUGUUUAUGACUAUUUCCGAGCUGUUCUGCAGCGUGAUGAGAGAAGUGAGCGAGCCUUUAAGCUUACCCGUGACGCCAUUGAGUUAAAUGCAGCCAAUUACACAGUGUGGCAUUUUCGAAGAGUUCUCUUAAAGUCUCUUCAAAAGGAUCUCCAAGAGGAAAUGAAUUACAUCACUGCAAUAAUUGAAGAACAGCCCAAAAACUAUCAAGUUUGGCAUCAUAGGCGAGUGUUAGUGGAAUGGCUAAAAGACCCAUCUCAAGAGCUUGAGUUCAUUGCUGAUAUUCUUAAUCAGGAUGCAAAGAAUUACCAUGCCUGGCAGCAUCGACAGUGGGUCAUUCAGGAAUUUAGACUUUGGGAGAAUGAGCUGCAGUAUGUAGACCAGCUCCUCAAAGAGGAUGUGAGAAACAACUCUGUCUGGAACCAGAGACACUUUGUCAUCUCUAACACCACUGGCUACGGAGACCGUGCUGUGUUGGAGAGAGAAGUCCAGUACACUCUGGAGAUGAUUAAAUUAGUACCACAUAAUGAGAGUGCGUGGAACUACUUGAAAGGGAUUUUGCAGGAUGCCGGUCUUUCAAAAUACCCCAAUCUAUUAAGUCAGUUGCUUGAUUUACAACCAAGUCACAGUUCCCCCUACCUAAUUGCCUUUCUUGUGGAUGUCUAUGAAGAUAUGCUAGACAACCAAUGUGACAACAAGGAGGACAUUCUUAAUAAAGCAUUAGAGUUAUGUGAGAUCCUAGCUAAAGAAAAGGACACUAUCAGAAAAGAAUAUUGGAGAUAUAUUGGAAGAUCCCUUCAAAGCAAACAUAGCAGAGAAAGUGACAUACCAACAAGGGUAUAGUAGUGACACCAUCCAGAAGAAGUGAAUAGAUUGCUUUUAUUUUCUUAAGGGCCUCUAAUGCAAGAGUUUAAAACUAGAGAGAUCAUUCCCUUACCUGUGAUAUAAAAUAUGCAUUGCCCAGGUGUUGCUUCUUAACAAGAACUAAGUAUGAUACUCCUGUGUGCUGCUGCUGUUCAGACUAGCUCUAAAAAAAACUUGGUCCUUUCAAAGCAGAGUGAUUGCAGCAAAGUAAAGGAGCUACUGCUUCUGGGUCUUACCCACAUUAACAAAUCCAGCAUCACCUCUUCACUGGAAGAUAGUUGCGUAAUGACUGAAGGUGAUAUAUAUGUGAUUGAUUUGAGGCAACUUAAGUAUUGGUGCAUUAAACAGAGAAUACAACUGUUCCAUUAGAGCUGCUAUGUCACACUCACAGUAUCUUGCUAUCACUGUAACCAACUAAUGCCAAAAGAAAUGUUUUAUAAUAAAAUCACAGAUGUAUCUUACAAACAA
Messenger RNA from Jaculus jaculus (lesser Egyptian jerboa), 1889 nucleotides. RefSeq names its product farnesyltransferase, CAAX box, alpha (gene Fnta). The record is from RefSeq and is a predicted model, not a curated record. Gene Ontology annotation, biological process: protein geranylgeranylation; protein farnesylation. Lineage: Eukaryota; Metazoa; Chordata; Mammalia; Rodentia; Dipodidae. The transcript has 9 exons. Bases 186 to 1400 code for a protein of 404 amino acids. Gene Ontology annotation, molecular function: CAAX-protein geranylgeranyltransferase activity; protein farnesyltransferase activity. Gene Ontology annotation, cellular component: CAAX-protein geranylgeranyltransferase complex; cytoplasm; protein farnesyltransferase complex.